Propithecus coquereli (Coquerel's sifaka) is the source of this 2537-nucleotide messenger RNA. It is a transcript of the gene FYB2, whose product is annotated as chromosome unknown open reading frame, human C1orf168. Bases 103 to 2013 code for a protein of 636 amino acids. Gene Ontology annotation, biological process: protein localization to plasma membrane; integrin-mediated signaling pathway; T cell receptor signaling pathway. Lineage: Eukaryota; Metazoa; Chordata; Mammalia; Primates; Indriidae. Gene Ontology annotation, molecular function: protein binding. Gene Ontology annotation, cellular component: plasma membrane. The transcript is spliced from 16 exons. The record is from RefSeq and is a predicted model, not a curated record.
UGCUCCCUGGCCUGCAGAGGCAGAAGAAAGCAGACGGUUGGCCCCAGCAUCCAGCUCUGGGAAGCUGGGUUUGUCUCCCAGACUCUACCUUGGAAGAAAACAAUGGAAGAGAAAGGGGUAAGAAACUUCAAGGAACUUCGAGCCAAAUUUCAAAAUCUUGAUGCUCCACCUCUUCCAGGACCUAUUAAAUUCCCAGCAGGUAUUUCUCAAAAGGGUGACAUUGGAAGCCCACAGUCAACCCAAAUUCCAGCCAACGGGAAACCCCUCUCAUGCAACCACAAGCAGCCCCCACCGUGUUGUUCCAGAGGCGAGUCCCAGCUUCUUACACCCCAGAAAAUGAAGUUGGCCCAAAGGAGUGGAAUUCAGAAAUGUUCUAAUUCCCCAGGGUCUCUGGGAAAGUCUGCUGUGUGUUCUGCAGUAAAUUCACAGAAGGCUUCUCUGUUGUUAGAUACGAAUCAAUCAAAUGCUGCGAUAACCAAUAAGGAGAAAGCAAUGGUGGCCAGUAGCUUCAGAAAAAAGCUCUGGAACUGGGAGAAGGUUUCAUCUCAGAAAAGUGAAAUGUCAUCGACCCUUCUCCUUGCCAGUUGUGAAAGUGAGGCCCUCCGGGUGGAAAGGCAAAAAGGCAUGGGACUUACUCCAGAGGAGUCGAGGAAAAAGACUGAAACAAAGGGAGCCCAGACCCUUCCUUCCCAGAGGCACUUGAUGGCCCAAAGAAAAUCACUUGCUGCCGCUGAAGAUCGCUCUUCUCUACUUUCUCAACAUGGCGGGAAGAGGCAGAAAAAACCCAGUCCUGAGAGGAGCCUGGCAGGCAGCGUGUGUCAGCCUAUCUAUGAGUGUGAGCUUGCCCCCCAGGCCCCAGAAAAACAGCCAAAUGUCAGGCAUCACCACCUUCCCAAAACGAAGCCACUGCCUUCUAUCGAGUCGCUGGGUCCUCCUCCUCCAAAGCCUUCAAAACCCCCUGUCGUGAGUCUCCAGGCCUUCCAGAGGCAGCCAGCUGCUGUUCCCCAGACCCAAAGGGAAGUGGCUGUGGAAGAGGGCCACCUGCCUCCAGAGAGUGCUGAAUUUGAAGAACCACAUAAUUAUGAAGCAACAAUUUCAUAUAUGAGACACUCUGGCAACUCCAUUAACCUGUGCACUGCAGAAGAAAUUGCUGAUUCAACUUACGAAGUUGGAAUUGAAGAACUCCAAAAGCCUUGGAAGAGUUUUUUCCAUCAAGAACUUAGCCCGAAACAUGAAGAUGAAGAUAAAAAAAUGAAGGAUAAAGAGCACUGUGAAUUGGAACCUCUGAAAACAGAAAAGGAUCCACAUUCAAAUCGUCCUUUCAAGGUAGAUGCCUAUGAGGGGACACCUGGAAAGAUCCAGAUGACCAACGUCCACGGAGGUGGAAGGAGCAUGCUGGCUGGGAAGCAGGAUGCUGCAACUGACAUUACCUGGACAGAGGCCUCCCCUGAGGGCCCGAAGCUGGCCAGGCACUACCAAGGCCAUGGUGAGUAUGUGAAGGCUUUGCAGGUAACUAAAGAAACCCCAGACCCAGAAGCCUUUAAGUCAAGUUCCAUCUCAGAGGAGACAUAUGAUGAUGUUGAGUACCCCAGGAGAGAGACACCAAAGUCAGACUUCUCUAACUCAUUUGCCUCAGACAGUGAAGAAAAUAGUGAAGAAAUGUAUGAAGAUGUCUACAAAACAAAGAGUAACUACUCAAAGAUAGAUUUAGAUGGAAAAGAAGCACUGAAAAGACUGCAGAAAUUCUUCAAGAAAGAAAGGAAUAGAUUUAAAAUGAAGAAAACCAAAUCAAAAGAAAAUUAUAACAAAGAGAUUAUUGUCAUCAACACAGCAGUGGUAUGUUCCAGUAAUUCAAGAAAUGGAAUAUUUGAUUUGUCAAUAAUCCCUGGAGAAGAACUGGAAGUCAUUGAUACCACUGAACAAAAUCUAGUGAUAUGUCGUAAUUCUAAAGGCAAAUAUGGAUAUGUGCUAAUUGAAAAUCUACAUUUCAAGCCCCAAAGUUGGUCACCUUAGGAGGAUCAAGAUCAAAUGGUAUGGGCUGCACAAGAGAAAACUAGUCCAAAAUCUUAGUUCACAUGUCACAAUGAGAUGGUGGAAUCUGUGGAAACUUUCAUUCAGAAGAGAAAAAUCAAAACAAAUUCUCAACAUUAGAUGUUGGUUUCACUCCUAAAAGGUUAUCUUUCAAUGUCUAUUUCAGCAUCUGUCUCACUGCCAGCUUAAGAGAAUGUGAAACUGUGUGUGUUAGCAUUUGAGCACUUGCUUAAUGAGCCAUAUCCAAAGUUAGAAAUCAUGCCUUAUGGCACCUAGUCAGUUGUGCAGAUGGUUAGUUUGCUUCUAAUAUUAGUACAUGAGAGUUUAUAAUUUCUAGAUGUUGUGCAUUAAAAUUUGGUAUAAUUUAAUUCUGAACAGUAAAUAGUAUAACCAAGGUCUUUUAAAUACUCAAAUUUAAGGUACAGUCUUAAAAUAAUUGUGACUCAGACUUUAAAAAAAUCAACGUAAAGUGUCCUUUUGCUUUAUCACAAAAAUAAAAUCACAUG